Messenger RNA from Trichoplusia ni (cabbage looper), 1991 nucleotides. RefSeq names its product trypsin-4-like. The transcript is spliced from 7 exons. Gene Ontology annotation, molecular function: serine-type endopeptidase activity. The record is from RefSeq and is a predicted model, not a curated record. The coding region runs from base 617 to 1798 and encodes 393 amino acids. NCBI's taxonomy places the organism in Eukaryota, Metazoa, Arthropoda, Insecta, Lepidoptera, Noctuidae. Gene Ontology annotation, biological process: proteolysis.
UCCCCAAUAGCACACCAUCGUGAUCUGUCUUCGGCUGCUCGCAUCCAGCUCCUGCCAACCAUCUUGCGCAGAUCAUCACGCCACCGUGUCUGAAUCUAAAUUCGAACAGUGUAAUUCCAGAAACUGCAAUUUUGCGCUAUAAUAUCAGACUCCGCUUUUUACUUACAUUAACAAGCGGCGUAAAGUAUAUUGUACUACAAAGGAAUCGAUUAGAAACAUUAACUAUGGGAUUUACUAAAAUAACUUGUAGUAUAGGAUACCAUGUCAAUUACCACUGUGCACUUCGAUUCAAGCGUGGGACAAGUAUUUGUGUGAUCCACAAGCAUUUGCUCUAAGUCUGUGUCAUUUUGCAUGUAAUUUAAAUCUCUUUAAUACCCACGACACAAGGAUUCAAUUCCCUAAUUCGGGUCUCGUUUUGUCUUUUGUCAAAACAAUUGAAUACAAAGAACCUACGAUUUACAGAAAGUUCGACAGUCCUUAGUAAAACGAAACAAUACCAGUUCUCCAUAAAGUACUGUUAUAUUAAAAUUUACGAACCUACAUAAAUAUUUCACAAUGUAAACCUCAAUAAAACAACCCAAUACAAUAUUUAUGACUGCAAAGUUAUAAAAAUUAUAUGAACUGUUCCCAAUGUACAGAAUAUAAAGUAUUUGUUAAAAAUAUGUGGAAUAAUGUAUUGUUUGUAAUAUCUACCUUCGUAUGCAUAGAAUCAAAAAAAUCUGGAAGAGACAUAUCUGUUGAAUUUACAAAAGACAUCAACGUCGGGCUGGACCAGUUUGGGGUGAACCCCAUCAGCCAGGUGGACACCCAGGACCUUGAGGACACACGACGACGGCGCCAUCACAAGAACGGACUGCGAAUACGCAAUGAGCACCCCGUCAUCUUCAACCCUAAGGGGAACUUACGCAUUAAAGGGGGAAAUGCGACUGACACGAGGAACUACCCUUAUAUGGCAGCUGUCAUUAUAAAUGGUAGGCUGUGGUGUGCGGGGACCAUUGUUGAUGUUAACUGGGUGGUUACUGCUGCCCAUUGCUUGAAUUAUGUUCUCCACGUGUCUCCACUUAAAACGCUGGGUCAGUACGUGAAGGUGAGAGUGGGCAGCUCGAAACCCCACGAGGGUGGAACUCUCCUGGACGUGAUUGGCGCUGUGCGGCAUCCCAAAUUUGAGGAGGAACCCGUACCACACGCUGAUGUUGCGCUCCUGAAGCUAUCAGAAAACCUUGAGUUCAGUAGACACAUCAGCCUUCUGAAGAUCUACGAGGGGAUAAAGGAACCAUUCGCACAAAGUUUCAUCGUGGUUACAGGGUGGGGAUCGGCCAGGGGUACAGACACAGCCUUCAGGGAGCACACGCCUGACAUGAUGACGGCGCGUCUGAAGGUCCGCUCGCAGCACUACUGCAUCGACGCCUACCAGCUCGUCAACGGCUUCCAGUUCACCAUGGACUUCUUCUGCGCUUCGUUGAGGAACGGCACCAGGGAUGCGUGUCUGUUUGACGCAGGCGCUCCGGCGGUGCAGCAGAACAGGUUGAUGGGUGUGAUGAGCUUCGGGCCGGAGCACUGCGGCCACGAGUACCAGCCUGCUGUCUUCGUUAAGGCAUUCUAUUUCAGGGACUUCGUAAAAUCUACAAUAUCGUCAUACAAGACGACGGCAGAGCUGAUCGACGCCAUGCAGGAGGUGGACCCUGAGGUCCCGGUGAUGCCACUUCACCAGUCUGCUGAGAAACCGGCGCCGGUUGCUGACAUGGAUGAGCUGCAGAGCUACAAUGCUGUCACCGAUCCCGACAUGAGACACGACUGAUUAAAGUGAAACGUGUAACUGUCACACGCGAAUGAAAUAAAACCUUUUUCAAAAAAACUUGAUUGAUUUGAUUUUAAACUAUCUAUUGACAAAUAAAAAAAACAUUUAAAAACGGAAUGGCACAGAAAAGCAGGUUUACCCUGAAAAAUAUCCUAUUUAUGAAUACAUAUGAAUAGUCGAGCCCUUUCAUUUG